This is a messenger RNA of Syzygium oleosum, 2859 nucleotides long. RefSeq lists its product as uncharacterized. Lineage: Eukaryota; Viridiplantae; Streptophyta; Magnoliopsida; Myrtales; Myrtaceae. The record is from RefSeq and is a predicted model, not a curated record. Gene Ontology annotation, molecular function: zinc ion binding; nucleic acid binding. The transcript has 4 exons. The coding region runs from base 1 to 2859 and encodes 952 amino acids.
AUGGAUAAUCCUGAACCGAGAGCCCCUAGGAGAAGGGCCGAACCAGGUCAGGCUGGUGCCAGAAGGAGAGCACCAGGAGAUCCUAGAUUGGACCAGAUCCUGCAGGCUUUAGAGACUUUAAUAGGGCAAAGGCGGGCUCGGAAUCCGCCGCCGCCGCCGCCGCCGUCGGCGCACUUCGCACUUCGCACUCGCACCCGCACUCCGCACCUGCGCCUUUGUGCCCCCGUAGAUGUUCCGUUAGCUGGCAAUGGAAAUGGGAACCAGCCCAUGCACAAGUUGGUGGAGCAAUUUCUGAAACUCAAGCCGCCCAAGUUCACUGGCGCGGGUGAUCCUGAGGCUGCAACCCUCUGGAUUAGGGAGUUGGAUAAGGUUUUUGCCUUAUUGAGAUGUACAGAUGAAGACAAGGUGACACUGGCAGUCUACCAAUUGCAAGGUAACGCCAGUACUUGGUGGGAAGCUACCCAGAGGAGGGCAUUUCCCGAAGGUACGGCUCGGACCCAGUACGAGGCAAGGUUUGCUGAGCUGUCCCAAUAUGCCCCGAGGUUGAUUGAAGACCCAGUUGACAAGGCAAGGAGGUUUAGGGAUGGGCUGAAACCUGAGAUUAAGGAUCAACUGGUGCCCCUGAAUCUGAAGGACUAUAAUGAGCUGUAUGAAAGAGCGCAAUUAAUUGAGAGAAACUUGGCUGAGAGGACAGCCGCGUCUGGAUCGCGGUUUGUGCCAAACAAGGAUAAUCAUCGGUUUGGGAAGAGACCAAUGACAGGAAGUAAGUUCCACGUCCCUCCUAAUAAGAAAGGUGGCGUGAGGAAACCGGUGUACAACAAUAAUGGCCCCUGUCGAUUCUGUGGAAGACACCAUGGAUCAGCCCCUUGCCCUAUGAGGGCGGGAGUUUGUUUUGGAUGUGGCCAGCACGGCCACCACGUGAGAGACUGUCCACGCCAGGCAGCGGGAGCGCAAAGACCAAUGCAGCAGGUAGGACAACCUGCAAGUAGUGCCCCGCCGAACCAGUGGAACCGACCCCAAGUGCAAGGCAGGGUCUAUGCUGUCACAAGGAAGGAGGCGGAGGACUCGCCUGCCGUCAUUACAGGUACGGUUUCAUUACACGACCAUGCUGCCUAUGCUUUGUUUGAUCCUGGAGCUACGCAUUCAUUUGUGGCUAAGCAAUUUGUGGAAUUAGUGGGGUUAAGUCCGAAACCGCUGGGAGUGGUUUAUAAUAUUUCUACCCCUUUAAAGGAUAGUAUAGUGUCUGCAGUAGGCUGUACUGGUUGUAGAUUAUCUGUUGGUGGUCGUGAGGACAGCAUAGAUUUGAUUGUUUUGACGAUGUUCGACUUUGACGUGAUUAUUGGAAUGGAUUGGCUCACCAAGCAACGAGCCACGGUAAACUGCUAUCGUAAGACGAUACAGUUUGAGCCAGUAGGGAGUGUCGGUUUUGAGUUUGUCGGGAAUCGAGGAGGACCUUCGAUCCCUUUAAUCUCGUCACUCGAGGCGACUCAGUUAUUGGAUGAGGGUUGCCAAGGCUAUUUGGCGACUGUAAUUGACACUUUGGUAGAGGAACCUGGUAUGCAAGAUAUUGCUGUGGUGCGAGAAUUUUCGGACGUUUUCCCUGAGGAAUUGCCUGGGUUGCCCCCAGAAAGGGAAAUCGAAUUUGUGAUUGAGUUGGCCCCUGGAACGGAACCGAUUUCUAAGGCACCUUAUAGAAUGGCAUUAUCGGAAUUGAAGGAGUUAAAGGUUCAGAUGCAGGAAUUGUUGGACAAAGGAUUUAUUCGUCCUAGUGCAUCACCUUGGGGAGCGCCAGUUCUAUUUGUAAGGAAGAAGGACGGGUCGUUGCGCCUUUGUAUCGACUAUCGGCAACUCAAUCAGGUGACGAUUAAGAAUAAGUAUCCGUUGCCUAGGAUAGAUGAUUUGUUUGACCAACUUCAAGGAGCUUCGGUAUUCUCGAAGAUAGACCUGAGGACAGGUUACCACCAGUUGAGAAUUCGAAAGGAAGAUAUACCGAAGACGGCAUUUAGAACGCGCUAUGGACAUUAUGAGUUUACCGUGAUGCCGUUUGGUCUGACAAAUGCGCCUGCAGCUUUUAUGGACUUGAUGAACAGGGUGUUCAAGGAGUAUUUGGAUAAGUUCGUGAUCGUGUUCAUUGAUGACAUUUUGGUGUAUUCGAAGAGUUCAGAGGAACACCAACAGCAUUUGAGGAUAGUGCUGCAGACUCUUCGAGAUCAUAAAUUGUAUGCCAAGCUUAGUAAGUGCGAGUUUUGGUUAACUCGAGUGGCUUUCCUUGGACACGUGAUUUCUGGGGAAGGAAUUUCAGUAGACCCAGCUAAGAUUGAGGCGGUUAUGAAUUGGCCUAGACCAACGACGGUAACUGAAGUUCGGAGUUUCUUGGGAUUGGCCGGCUAUUACAGGAGGUUCGUGGAAAAGUUUUCUGCUAUAGCCAUGCCCUUGACGCGAUUACUGAAAAAGGACAUGAAGUUCGAAUGGACGGAUAAGUGUGAGCGUAGUUUUCAAGAGCUUAAGCAGAAGCUAACUACUGCACCUGUUCUAACCUUACCGUCUGGUUCUGGGGGAUAUGAGAUUUACAGCGACGCGUCAUACAAAGGAUUGGGAUGUGUGAAGGCUCAACACUGUAGACCUGGUGGACUAUUGCAACCGCUGGAAAUACCAGAAUGGAAAUGGGAGCAUAUCACGAUGGACUUCGUGAUGGGUCUACCGAGGAGUCAAAGAGGUAUCACCGAUGCGAGGGAUAUCGCGCUUUGGCAAGAAAGGCAAGCUGAGCCCAAGAUAUGUAGGACCGUUCGAAAUCUUGGAGCGAAUUGGAGCGUUGGCAUAUCGUCUAGCAUUGCCACCAAGGUUGGCUCAAGUACAUGA